Klebsormidium nitens is the source of this 1932-nucleotide messenger RNA. NCBI's taxonomy places the organism in Eukaryota, Viridiplantae, Streptophyta, Klebsormidiophyceae, Klebsormidiales, Klebsormidiaceae. The record is from the annotation of a GenBank genome assembly.
UUUCUGCAUUUAAUCUUACCUGAUGCCUUGCCUCUGCUGCCCUUUAUUUUGUUAUCAACUUCUAGCUACCUAUUGUAAGCGUUGUUUGAAGUCAACUGCAAAGGUGCUCGCUUGCACACGACUUCAGGACUUGGUGCAAGCUGUUCGAAGGAACUUCGUAACGUAAUUGGGGAAUGUAAAGGCAUUUGGUAGUGCCAGGAUUCUCCCAGCCCGACAAAGUUCUGCGGGGCUCGUUGGCAGGGCUUGGAAGCGUUCAGUUGCCUGGGUUCCAUUAGGGUAUUUACAUCAGCUCUGUUGGUACCUCUGUCACAUAUACAACAAAACGGGGAAAAGAUGUCUUCAGCUGGCGAGUUUCCAAACCCAUUUAAGGUUCAAAAAACUUACAGGAAGUUUGGGUUUUGCCUCUUCGGUACCCUGGUUGUUGGUGCUCUUAUUGUGACGGUCCUCUCUGUCAUUUCGGUCGUGAACCUCGUGAAGAAUCACAUAGUGGAGGAGACCAUCCAGUCGAAACUGCCGUUCUUGCCAUACAUCUACAUAUGCAGCAGUAACCCCGAUACGUACAAUCUGACCGGCAACAUCUACGUAGGCUGUGGGGACGAUGUUGGGAGCCCGGAGCUCGUGCUGCAGAGCAACAAUGCGGGGGCGAGUGCGCGCACUGAUACAUUCUGUGUGCCUGAGGUUGUCACGGUGCAGAUUAUGAACCGGCAGCUCAAAGGGCCGCGGGCGACGCAGUGCGUGUCCUUCAAGCUGAACCCGCAGGGCCCCACCGACAUUCCCUGGGAGGGGCAGGUUUAUGUCAUGUACCCAAGGUCGACUUACCAGAGCGGCCUCAGUGCGCUACAGCAGAGCUUCAUUGGCCUGGGGAUGAACGUGUACUUCACCGACUUCGGCGGUCCCAAGCUGAUUGCGAACAACGGCUUUCUGCGCGACUUCAAGGAGAUCUUCGAGGAGGCCGACAGCGUGGAGAAGUUUGAGGAGGGCGCGACGUUCCUCCAGCCGUUUGCACGCACCACGAUCCAGAUGCAGAAGACCAACCGGAUCUUUGCAGAUGGCCACAGUAUUGUGAAGUACCCCAUCUUUGGCGCUCUUACCACGACCCCUCUUCCCAACGUGACCGCCGGCAUUGCGUCACUCCACAACAUCCCGGCCGCGCAGGCCGCGACUGCCAAUUUCGGCGCUGUUGUCCUGGCGGCCAGCAUAAGCUAUGACGAGGUCACGCUGCGGGAGAAGAACCUGGUGGCAAUCAUCUUCACGCUGAUUGGCUCCAUCCCUGGCUACAUAAGCUAUAUCUUCCUCAUCUGGUAUGUGUUCUUUGAGGCGGACGCCCCGAGCCCCGCCUUCACGAUCUCGUCAUGGUUGAAGAAGGGCUCUUCGGUGGCACGGUCGAUAUCAAAGAGGGGUCCGCCGGAGCAAAUCACGGCGACAGAGCAGAAGCGGUUGGCACUAUCGCGUGGGGACAGUGUAGACAUUCCGGCAGGUCUGUAGAUGACCGGUUGGUUUUGUUUGGUUAGGAGGUUUCUUUGGCCAGCUAGCUUGCCGCAUGCUUUGCUUGGACAGUCAGUGGUUGGCAUGUAGAUAGAGAGUUUGGGCUGUAAGUAGGGCAAAGACACAUUGGGGCACAUAUUUAUGACUCAUGUCGGUCAGACCGCUUAGUUGCAACAACUUGAGCACAUCUUCUUCUGUUGACACGGAUUACAUAGAGCAAGAUUGUUGCCUAGCUUGAAAUCUGCGAUCUUGAGAUUAGGGAUAUUCUGCAGGGUGCAUGCAUUGCGACGUGCUGCUUGUACGAUUAAAGAUUUGCCCUGCACCAAUAGUACCGCAGCAGACUCGAUAGGCCAGUUGGCCCGCAUGCAAUAAAUGGUACGUCAGGCCGGUGCAGUUCAAUCAGAAAUAUACAUGGGGGCAGCCAACUCGCAGAAUUUAGUACGUAGC